Messenger RNA from Rhagoletis zephyria (snowberry fruit fly), 1473 nucleotides. Lineage: Eukaryota; Metazoa; Arthropoda; Insecta; Diptera; Tephritidae. The record is from RefSeq and is a predicted model, not a curated record.
AUGGAGAAGAAGGAGAAAGAAAAGAUGGAGAAGGCGAAGGGAGAUGGAAAGAAGCGCGAUGAGAAGAAGAACAACAAAGCCAGCAAGACCAAACUGGCCACCGGUGGGGGCAGUCAGACGAAGAGAGGCAAGUCGGCGCACAAGGCGGUGGGUCGUCACGGCUCCGGACACCGCCAUCACCACGACAGCAAACACAAACACCACUCAAAGACCAAGGUGGGCGGCGGGGUUUCGAAAACACGAGCCAAGGGCUCGUCUGCCGUGAAGAAGAUCAAGUCACUGGCGAAGAACGUGAACAGCGGCGGCGGCAAGUCGUCUGGGGUGAAGCGGGCCAGCAGUCAGCAGCGCGGCGCCUCCUCCUCCGUCAGAUCGGGAGCUCCGAAGAGCGGCCUGCAGAGCAAGUCGACCAGCGGGGCGGCGAAGAAGAGGGGCAAAUCGCCGCUGAAGAAGGCCAAGUCGUACACGAAGGCGCAGCCACUGCUGGCGGUCAAGUCCUCGGUGAAGCAGAGCAAGACCAAGCUGGGGCUGGCGUCGGCAGCUCAGAAGGGCAAGGCAGCUCCUCCUGCUCCCUCGGGCAGGGGCGAGUUCCCCAAGGUGAAGGCGGUCUCCACUGUGGCGAAGACCAAGUCCUUUGUGGGCGUGAAGGUGCCCGCCAAGGCGACCAAGUCUUUCACCAAGACACCGGUGAAGAAGAGCGCCAUUCCAGUGGACUCCUCCUCCAAGAGCGCCAAAACGGUCAGUAGUAAGCUGGCGGAAAAGACAAAGUCGUCCGUUCCGAAGAGCAAACUUGGUGAGGUGAAGCCCAAGGAGGUGGUCGUCAAAUCUUCUGCUACCUCAAAGAGCGUCUCGGUGAAGAAGGUGGCGGAGAAGGUCGCCGCAGAGAAGGUGCCGGAGGAGCCGGCCAAGUCGACUAAGGAGGUGGUGUCGAAGAGCAGUGCUCCAGCUAAGGAGGAGAAAUCGAAAUCUGAGGCAGCAAAGGCAGCCGUCGCCGUGCCCAGCGCCUACAAUGACCUGACGUUCAUUCCGCCGCCUCUUUCACCGCCGCCUUCACCCCCAGCUCCUCCGCCUGCAGUGAUGGCCGCCAAGAAGGCCAAUGAGUUUGUCGGGAAGGAGGUGAUGGUGAAGAAGCUGGUCAAGUCCUCCAUGGGAGAGCCCACUGGUCGUGGAGAGCCGAUGAAGAUGAGGAAGAUCAAGCUGAAGCAGAAGCGUCGUAAGAUGCCAGUGGUCGCUCCCAUUGCCGCCAAACCGCCGCCGCCGCCUGAGACUGCCAAGUCUGACAAGUCAAAGUCGGCUCCAAAGGUGGUGAAGAGCGAGAAGGAGGUGAAGUCAGUUGGCCCAAUGGAGGAGAAGGUGGUGGGGGAGGUGGUCAAGUCGAAGAAGGAAGGCGCCGAAGAGGCUGCAAAGCUGGUGCCCAAGGAAGAAGUGCUCAAGAGUGACGGCAUCAAGGAGGGUGAAAAGGAGGCCGUCAAAGAG